Molecule: messenger RNA, 790 nt
Organism: Cylas formicarius (sweet potato weevil)
Lineage: Eukaryota; Metazoa; Arthropoda; Insecta; Coleoptera; Brentidae
Exons: 3
Coding region: 8-742 (244 amino acids)
Source: RefSeq, a predicted model, not a curated record
UGCAGUGAUGGUGGAUAUGAAUUCUCCAAGGAACAGGACGAUAUUCUUAAAUCGGCCACUUCAGUGCCCUUGGAUUACGUCCCAGCCGUAUCAUUUCGCGUUCGCGUUUAAAAAUAACCCUAACGAGCUCGAAAAGAAAAAUCAGCUUGUAAACAACUCAAUGAAUACGGAAAGCACCGUGGAUGCUUGCAGGCCGCUAUCGCACGAGACUCCCAUCCAGCAAUCGUCCAGUCACUUCUUCUACUUUCUUCGGCUGAUGCAGUUAUUUCCCGACACACACCCCGCUACUUUGCAUUCCGUGCUAACGCUUACGAAGAAUAACUUUUUCUAUGCUAUCGACAAACUGUUGUACGCAAAAAAAUGCAAAUCGAUCUACGGAAAGAGGCACACGAGGCACUCGAAGAACGCUGGGCAAAAUAAAAUGGUGAAUGAAAAUUAUUCCAGACCGGGUGCUUUAAGCGACAAUCGGCAAGUAGCUGUGGGAGUAUCAAACCGUAAAAGCACGGAAGGGCCUGAGGAAAUUAUCGAAAUACUUUUUGAAAACGAACGCGGACAAAAACUAGAAGAGGUUACCGGCUAUUUUGAAAAUUUGGAUCAGGGCGAAGCUGUCAUAAUUAUUGGUGAUACCAGCGCGAACGCUGUCGAGAGCGGACAACUCGAAGCAUUUUCCGAAGAAGAUACCGAAACUGGUCUAGAAACGCAAGCGGAUUAUAUCCCUGCCAAUGGAGUAGAUUACGUUUAAAUUUGAAGUUUUUGUUCGACGUUAAUUAUUUUGAGUGAUUAGGAUGUG